This is a messenger RNA of Talaromyces marneffei, 1212 nucleotides long. RefSeq lists its product as uncharacterized. The transcript has 3 exons. The coding region runs from base 1 to 1212 and encodes 403 amino acids. NCBI's taxonomy places the organism in Eukaryota, Fungi, Ascomycota, Eurotiomycetes, Eurotiales, Trichocomaceae. Gene Ontology annotation, molecular function: damaged DNA binding; 8-oxo-7,8-dihydroguanine DNA N-glycosylase activity. Gene Ontology annotation, cellular component: nucleus. Gene Ontology annotation, biological process: base-excision repair, AP site formation; base-excision repair; nucleotide-excision repair. The record is from RefSeq and is a predicted model, not a curated record.
AUGUCUGUAUAUUUCACAGAAUGGCGCAAAUUGCCUAUUAGCCUGAGUGAGCUCUGUAUUAAUACCACAUUGAGAUGUGGCCAAUCUUUUAGAUGGCAGCAACGUCCUGACAGUGAUGAAUGGCGAUGCGUCCUCCGCGGGCGUCUCGUAUCAUUGCGACAGGACCAAUCGUACUUGUACUAUCGAUCUUGCACUCCCCAUAAACCAACAUCUUCAGUCCCGACGAUGAAUGGUACGGUGAAUACAUCAGACGAGACCCGCGAAAUAGUCACUCAUUACCUCAACUUGACCUCUAACCUCACCGACCUAUACAACCAAUGGUCCGACUCCGAUCCCAAUUUCAAGAAAAAAGCGCCUAACUUCACGGGCAUACGCAUUCUGCGUCAGGAUGCAUGGGAGGCCCUCGUGUCAUUUAUCUGCAGCAGCAACAACAAUAUAGCCCGUAUAUCGCAAAUGGUGGAGAAACUAUGCGCAAACUACGGUGAUCUGGUGGCUACCAUUGACGAUCGAUCUUAUCACGAUUUCCCGGCUCCGGAAGCGUUGACUGGUAAAGAUGUUGAAGCGCGACUGAGAGAAUUGGGCUUUGGUUAUCGUGCGAAAUACAUAUAUCAGACUGCGGUUAUGGUUUCGGAAAAGGAAAAGGGCUGGUUAGACUCGCUACGCAAUCCAGAAAGCCCUGCGUUUGGCGUUGCGCCGAGCCAGGGAGGUGAAAUGCGACCUGAAGGUAGAGAGGGUUACCGUGAUGCCCACGAAAAACUUCUCGAACUACAAGGAGUUGGACCCAAGGUGGCUGAUUGUGUUUGUCUAAUGGGUCUUGGCUGGGGAGAAGCAGUGCCAGUCGACACGCAUGUCUGGCAAAUUGCGCAAAGAGAUUAUAAGUUCGGCAAGGGCGGUAACAAAUCAUUGACAAAAGCCACCUACGAUGCCGUUGGAGCACAUUUUCGCAAACUUUGGGGGAAAGAAGCCGGGUGGGCUCAUAGUGUCCUCUUUACGGCAGAUCUCAGAAGUUUCUCUGAUCGGCUAGCUACUAAGGUUGAGGUUAAGGUUAAGCAGGAGGAUGAUGUGCCAGUGAAAACAACAAUUACGUCUCCAGUGGCCGUUAAAAGGGCGCUUGACGAAGACGAUACGAAGCCAGUCAAGAAAGCAGACCUUGUUGUCCAGGUGACUGAGACUGUGGUUACUCGCCGGAGAUCUAAACGGCAACGCAGGUGA